UUGUUUCAGACAAAUCUGCCUAUUUUCAAGCUGAAGGAAUCUACAGUUAGAAGAAGAUACAGUGACUUUGAAUGGCUGCGAAGUGAAUUAGAAAGAGAGAGCAAGGUUGUAGUUCCCCCACUCCCUGGGAAAGCAUUUUUGCGUCAACUUCCUUUUAGAGGAGAUGAUGGAAUAUUUGAUGACAAUUUCAUUGAAGAAAGGAAGCAAGGGCUGGAGCAGUUUAUAAACAAGGUCGCUGGUCAUCCCCUGGCACAGAAUGAACGUUGUCUCCACAUGUUUUUACAGGAUGAAAUAAUAGAUAAAAGCUAUACUCCAUCUAAAAUACGACAUGCCUGAAAUUUGCCGAGAAGUGGCAAAAAAAACUUUCUGUGACUAUGAAUGAUCGUAUGCGCCAGUGAAGAAGUUCUAACUAACUUAGCAUGCUGCACAGAAACUGGUCUAACAUGCCUGCAGUAUACUAACACUCAUGCGCUCUGCUCUGUUUUGUUUUGCUUUGGCAGUUGACAAGAAGUUAAUUUGCUUUAGUGAAAUCCCUCAUUCCAGCCUUUCUAUAUAAUAGCUCUUCCUUGCUCUUUAAUGUGCUGCACACUAUCACCUCACACACCUGUUACUCCAGCAUAAUCCGCAGUGUCCCGACUAAAGUUACUGAACUCGUCUCAGCUGCACAGUUUUUGUGUCAUGUUUGCUUCUUGAAUCUGAUUAACUAGAAAUCUCUUAUCCCCUUUUUAAUAUGUGAUGUCCUUGACCUAACUUACGUGUAGGAGCACUGGACCACUGGUUGCCAGCAUCCUGCACACAAGAUACACACUCGUAUGCAGAAUGUAUCCCUUCAGGCUUGUAAUGCCCUUCACAUGGAAGAUCAACGAGGGGAAUCUUUAUAUUCUGUACAAAAACAAAAUCAAAUUUAUAUACUAAAAUCAUUUGUCUAAAAAUUUAAGUUGUUUUCAAAUAAAAAUAAAACUGCAUUUCUGAUAUGCACUGA
This is a messenger RNA of Myotis brandtii (Brandt's bat), 982 nucleotides long. It is a transcript of the gene SNX3, whose product is annotated as sorting nexin 3. Gene Ontology annotation, cellular component: early endosome membrane; retromer complex. Gene Ontology annotation, molecular function: phosphatidylinositol-3-phosphate binding. The annotation marks the transcript as partial. NCBI's taxonomy places the organism in Eukaryota, Metazoa, Chordata, Mammalia, Chiroptera, Vespertilionidae. The record is from RefSeq and is a predicted model, not a curated record. Gene Ontology annotation, biological process: late endosome to Golgi transport; endocytic recycling. The transcript is spliced from 3 exons.